Molecule: messenger RNA, 429 nt
Organism: Gongylonema pulchrum
Lineage: Eukaryota; Metazoa; Nematoda; Chromadorea; Rhabditida; Gongylonematidae
Source: the annotation of a GenBank genome assembly
AUGAACUCCGUACUUUUGCUGCAGGUUGCAUACGGUGAGUUGCGCAAAAAUGUCACGGAAUUUGCACUGAGGAUUGCUGAGCAGUGCUGGAAUAUGGAUGAAAUCGACAUGCUGCUAUCGCAAAAAGAAGGCGCAGCGUUGGCCGAUUGCGAACUUCGCUUCCCACGCAUAACACUUGCUCUGCAGGCGCAUAUGAAAUCGUUCCUUGCAUCAAUUGGUGUGCAAACGGCAAUGGAAGGUCAGUGGCACGGAAUGUGGAUGAGUUACGGCAGAACGCCGCUUCAGGAUUUCAGUCGCAAUGUUCGGCACAUUGUGUUCUAUCCAAUUCUCGCAACGCUCCAUGCCUUAAGCGCUGGAAAAAUGGUUAAAACAUUCAAAUAUCCACUUGCAAGGUUAGAAUCAAGACUUUGCGUUUAUCUUGUGCACUGA